AUGUCGACAUCCUACCGACUCCACGCCUCACCCACACUAUUACUGCUCGCCCUCGUAGCCAUUCUCACCUGCGGUCCGAGCCAGGUGUACGGUGACGUGCGCCCGGGAUGCGUGAACAAGUACAAAUGCCCGACGCGCGAGUCGCGGCAAUGCGGAGUGUUCUACAACUGCAUGCCAGGAUCCACGGCCAGCAUCGCCAAGGCAUCUAUCACCACAUGCGGCAGCUGCUCCUUUAACGAGCCCAAGAAGGCGUUCGCUUCGGUGUGCAACUACGAAUAUGGCCGAUGCGUUGCCAACACCAUUGAUGGGAAAGUCUGCACAGCAGAUACGCAGUGCACGGCUCCCGGCGUUACAGGCUUCACGUGCCUCCCAGUCAAGACGAACAAGACGCUGAAACGAUGCUGCAGGUGA
Closterium sp. Naga37s-1 is the source of this 411-nucleotide messenger RNA. NCBI's taxonomy places the organism in Eukaryota, Viridiplantae, Streptophyta, Zygnematophyceae, Desmidiales, Closteriaceae. The record is from the annotation of a GenBank genome assembly.